AGUCUUUGGCGCCCAAUUCUGCGAACCACUCGCUCUGGGCGGCGCCCGUCUUCAAAUACUUGUAAAGAGAGAAAUGCAGAUUCGGGUGAAGUGCACCUGUGGUGAAAGCGAAUGCUCGGAGUGGGUUAUUGUGGAAUUGCAAGGCGUGAUCGAGCCACAGGCCGCCUACCAAGAUCGUCUUCAGAACCUCGAAAUCGGCAAACUAUGCCGCCCUUCCGAACAGGAAACCUAUACUUUUACUAUUGGAUAUCAUGAACUGACUGGGUCCAAAGUGCCACUAAAGAAGCCAAUGGUGGUAUUAAAGAAAGUUAAAUUGGGAGGUGAAGAUUCAAAUGGCAAUCCAAGUUUGUCCAAAGUCGAAUUGGAGGUUAUAGGAAUCAUACGACACCGAAUCCUUUUCAAGAGCAGACCCAAAGCUUUAAUUUCAAGUAAGUUACAAUUGUUUCUAGCACAAACUCAAUAUAAUGUUUACAAAUCCAAUAUGGAAUCCGACUCAGGCGGGAAGCCUCGAGGAUCGCCGCAGCAGUUGAAGAAUAGUGGGACAGUCAGGCGGACUCGGGAAAGGCAACUUGUGAAACUAGCAAGCUGUGCUUGCAGAUUCAGGAACCCGUUUAUAGGUUAUUAUCAUCAGGUUGAAACUAUGCUAUUAGUUCCAGAAAUGAAUCCUUAUGGCUCCAUAUACCAUAGUGCUGAACUCAAUAAUGAUAUAGGAUUCUUAUAUCUAAUUGCAAUUAAUCAAGAAAAGGCUAAAUCGGAACAGGUGGUGUCUGCCACAAGUAGGAGAUUUACGACCAAUCAGAUCUGA
Messenger RNA from Impatiens glandulifera, 805 nucleotides. RefSeq lists its product as uncharacterized. Gene Ontology annotation, cellular component: Ctf18 RFC-like complex. The transcript has 6 exons. The record is from RefSeq and is a predicted model, not a curated record. Gene Ontology annotation, biological process: mitotic sister chromatid cohesion. Bases 74 to 805 code for a protein of 243 amino acids. Lineage: Eukaryota; Viridiplantae; Streptophyta; Magnoliopsida; Ericales; Balsaminaceae.